Molecule: messenger RNA, 1226 nt
Organism: Lolium rigidum
Lineage: Eukaryota; Viridiplantae; Streptophyta; Magnoliopsida; Poales; Poaceae
Exons: 10
Coding region: 29-904 (291 amino acids)
Cellular component (GO): chloroplast membrane
Source: RefSeq, a predicted model, not a curated record
CCCUACGCACCAGAACCCACCGCUCCCAAUGGCGGCCGCGACGGCGACCGCCGCCGCAGGGGCCGUGCUCGCCCCCGCGCUCGUCUCGCCCCUCUCGCGCCGCGCCUUCCUCCCGCUCCCUCGGCGCGCCGGCACCACCCGCUCCCUCCGGCUCUCCGCGUCGGCGGCCCCUAGGCGGCGCGGGGUGGUCCUGGUUGCGGCGGAUGCGGCGGCGGGCGCCGACUUCGGCGACGAGGAGAGCUCCUACGAGAUUCUGGGCAUCACCCCGCUCGAUAGCUUCGACAACAUGAAGCUGGCGUACAAGAGGAAGCGCAAGGACGCGGAGGAGCUGGGAGACGAGGACCACUUGGCCAAGCUGGAGAAGGCGUAUGAUACUGUGAUGAUGCAGCAGCUGCAGUAUAGGAAGAAAGGGGUCACGUAUGGAUCGGUCGAGGUGUCAAAGGAUAUCAAGUAUGCUGACAAUCAACCCAUAGUUCCUUGGGGACCUAGACCCUCCAAAUCAGCAGUAAAGGAUGUGCGCAUAAAUAUGGCAAUUUCUGCAGCGAUUGUUGUUUGGAUUGCAAUCAUCGGUACUGCAGACUGGAAACCCUUGCAGUUCCUGUGUUUUGGCUUCUUCUACAGAAUACUUCAGAAGCUGAGGGUUACUGAACCACCAAUAACUCCAAUAUAUAAUGAGUAUGGUGAAGUUGAGGGAAGAGGGGUACGGAUGGCAAAACGAGUAUUCCGCGCUUUGGGUUUGAUAUUUGGAUGUGUAUUUGCUGCAUCCCUGGGUUACACAACAGCUCUUAACGUGGUUGAGUUUUCUUGGCAGCACACUCCCCGUAUUGUUUAUUACUACCAGGAGUUGAUUGUAACAGCAGCUGCAUCUGUUCUGCUGUGCAUCACUGCUUCAUACUACCGGUAAACAACCCUAGAGGAAUUUUAUCGUCUCUUAAGAGUACCUUUGGAUGUUAGGAUGACGAGGCCUGCUUCACUGGGACGCACACAUGUGGACUGGUGUUAUAUUAGAGGGAAGCCAAAACGCAGACACAAAAUUUUGAAAUAUACUUGUGCCAGCUUUUGAGGUAGAGAAUUCUGGGUGCAAGUUUGUGUUUGAACAAUUGUGGAACUCACUGUGCGAAAGAUGAUGGCUGGUGAAAAUGUCGUGUGCAUAUCUAGCAGUGUAAUGUAUGAAAGCAUGUCAGAUUCUGAUCCAUGUGAAGACCGAUCACUGAUGGAUACUUGUA